This is a messenger RNA of Suillus clintonianus, 820 nucleotides long. RefSeq names its product ribosomal protein S10 domain-containing protein. The transcript is spliced from 2 exons. Gene Ontology annotation, cellular component: mitochondrion; small ribosomal subunit; ribosome. Gene Ontology annotation, molecular function: structural constituent of ribosome. The coding region runs from base 109 to 750 and encodes 213 amino acids. The record is from RefSeq and is a predicted model, not a curated record. Gene Ontology annotation, biological process: translation. Lineage: Eukaryota; Fungi; Basidiomycota; Agaricomycetes; Boletales; Suillaceae.
AGUCUCUAGCUCAAAUUGGAGUAACCCUGGUAAGUCUGGUGGAAUCCGGCAUUCACCGGAUUCGACAUUUUCCUGAGAAAGCCCAUCAGAGUGAGCGAACUUGAAGACAUGUUUCCUCGACAAUCUCGUCUAGCCCUGCCAACUAUAGCCAGAUUGGUGCGGUUUAAUGGCAGCAGCCACGUAACUGCUACACCACUGCCUACUCGACAGCCGGAACCAGAGGUUCCUGUACCAUUAACAGAAGAAGAAUUUUCUUCCGCAGUUAUUCAUGGACGCAGCCUCUAUCCCCCGUUAUACCACCCCCGCACUCAUUCAGUUCCAGUCGCUCAGUUGCAGUUCCGCGCAUAUCACCCACAAUUCCUUGAACUGUACAUGCAUUUAGUAGGACAUGCAGCUGCAGCAUUAGGCAUCCCAAUUUCACGCCCGGUGUACUUGCCAACGCAACGCUCGCUGUGGACUGUCCCCCGCGGUCCGUUCGUGCACAAGAAGAGUCAAGAAAAUUUCGAGCGGAAAAUACACAAACGUGCAAUAAAAGCAUGGGAUGCAGACCCGGAGGUCGUCGACCGUUGGGUGCGGUACAUCACUCGACAUGCAAUGCCUGGAGUUGGGCUGAGAGUGACUCAAUGGAAAAGGGCACCUCCUGGUAUCGGACAACAGAUGGUAGAUGCGGCCGUGGGGCAAACCAGACUGGGCUCCGGUGCCGACAACGUCAAGGAGUUGGCAAAGAAAAUUGUGCAGCAGGAGCUUUGAUCUUCUAUUACGUUUUCUACCUUUCGUCUAUCUCGUGCCAUAAUAAAGGCUACCGUCUUUUCAGCUUCCA